AUAUAGGUGAUGUGUGCUGGGUUGAGACCCUAAAGUUCACGAGUCUUAAUGCCUUGCAUCCAGAAUGUGACCUAUGAAGGUAAAAUAAGAUAAACAUGAGGUCAUUAUGGUGGGCACUCAACUCUUUGUGACCAGCGUCUUCUGAGAAGAGUUGGAUAGCACAGACACAUUUAGAGGGUGCUCCGUAAAGACACAGAAAGAAGAUGGAGGCAGUGAGAGGGGCCUCAAGCAAUAAGCGCCUCGGUGACACUUUGAUCAUGAACUUGGAGGCUACAAGAUUGCAGGAGAGUAAUUCUGUGGCUGAAGCCACAGACUGGCAUUUUAUUAUGGGAGCACCAUCAAACCAACACAACCGGGAAGUACAGAGGUCAAGCAGGUUGAGGUGGUACCCAAGUGAAUGAUAAAGACCUGGGCUUCACCCACCUAUCAUCCCUUCCAGUUUCCAGAUGCUAGGAAUUGGAGUCUUGGUCUUUUUGCUAUACAGACGACAGGUCCCUAAGGACUGUAUAAGUACACCUGAGAGGCAACUGGAGUCCUGAGGGUGGAUCGUUGGUGUUACUUUCCCACAGGUUCAGACCUUUAAGAACCACAGGGUAGGCAUGGAGAAAUGUAUCUGUGGAGAAAUGGAUGUCUGGAGCAGUGACAUCCACCACAGGAGGCCAGAGUCCUGCUCCCAGGGCUCACAGGCUAUGCUCCGCCCUCAAUUGCCACACAGCUUCUUGAGCAGCUUGAAGGAUGCUCCUCCCUUCUUUUCUCCCGCUCUCCUAGAACGCCGGUUCCCCAGGAAGGGGAGGAGUUCUUCCUGGUGCGGAGGCCACCGUCGCCAAGGCAACGCUGGUUUACUGGGCCCAACGGAUUACACGGCCUGGGGCUGCAGGCGGCCGCGUGGCCUGGGGGGCAGCGCCAGCAGCAUGGACAGCUUGUACGUGGAGGAGGUGGCCGCCUCCCUAGUCAGGGAGUUUCUUAGCAGAAAGGGGUUGAAGAAGACGUUUGUGACCAUGGACCAGGAGCGCCCCCGCUGUGAGCUCAGCAUCAACAGUAGAAACAAUCUCCGCAAAGUUCUCCACCUGGAGUUUCUCUACAGGGAGAACAAGGCAAAGGAAAAGCCUCUAAAAACAAACCUUGAGCUCAUUACCAGAUACUUUCUGGCUUAUUCUGGGAACACAGACAACUUAAACCAAGAAGACCCAAUCCCCACACUUCCGGUUCCAAAGAAAAAUAAUAAACUGUCUUCGAGGUGCUCAGAGACCACCCUGGUGAAUAUAUAUGAUCUUUCAGAUGAAGACACAGGAAGACGGAUGUCCUGGUCAGAAACAGGCAAAGCCAGGCAUGACAAACAUGAUGGGGACAUACUUGGUAAUUUCAUAUCCCCCAAAAAGAGCCCACACAAAAGUAAGCCUGCGUACACGGUCCUGGGUGACAGCCUCCCUUUGGUUUCUGCGUGGGAGAAGGUGGAGCAGCUUCACUCAUCAGAGCCUUGCACAGAUGUGAAGAGGGCAGCGGAGAGGACCAGGCCAAAGUCUGGCCUGAUCGUCCGAGGCAUGAUGGCCGGACCUGUCGCCAGCUCCCCGCAGGACUCUUUCCACAAGCGCUCUCUGAGACGGUCCUCAUCCUUGAACAGGAAGCUCCAUGCCCCAGAGGAAAGCCAGCAGCCGUCUGAGGCUCUUGUCCACACUCCAGCCUGUCCAGGGCCACAGGAGGUCCCCACUUUGAGCAGUGACUCCAUCUCCAGGAGCCCCCUGGGCCAGCUGAAUGAGCUGCCUGUGGAGAAGCCAAAUGCCACUUCCAGCAGCCAAGAGCUGUCCCAGAGAAACAGGCCCAGGCCCAGAAGUGUUUCAGAGGAUGGCCCGUUGGGAUACAGCCACACAGAAACCAGCACAACACCUUCGAAGCUGUACUUGCCUGAUGGGAAUUCCAGGAUGACCCAGGAGCAGCUGAAAAGAGCAUUCAAGCGACAGGGCAGCCAGCCCCCAUCUCUCAGGAAAAAUCAAUUGGUGUCUGACAAGGCCGGUGAUAAGCCAGAUGCCCUGAGGCUAGAGGAUGUUGAGGAUGAACUCAUAAAGGAAGACAUUGUCCUGACCCCACCUCCAUCAUUGCUCAAGCUGCAAACUGUAUCAAAGCCAAUUGAUCUCUCAUUGGCAAAGGAGAUGAAGACCCUUCUGUUUGGCUCUACCUUUUGCUGCUUCAGUGAAGAGUGGAAACUUCAGAACUUUUCCUUCAGUGACACGGCCUCAUUGAAAUAUGGCAUUGUGCAGAAGAAGGGUGGUCCCUGCGGGGUUCUGGCGGCUGUUCAAGGCUGUGUGCUGCAGAAACUCCUGUUUGAAGGAGACAGCAGAACCAACUGUAAUCUCCGGCUGCAGCCCUCGGACGCCCAGAGGACCCAUUGCCUUGCCCUGGCCAUUGCAGACAUCUUGUGGCGUGCCGGAGGGAGAGAGCAAGCCGUGGUUGCGCUGCCUUCAGGAACGCCACACUUCAGUCCAACAGGGAAAUACAAAGCAGAUGGAGUCUUAGAAACACUCACACUGUAUAGUCUGACCUGCACUGAGGACCUGGUGACUUUUCUCCAGCAGAGCAUACAUCAGUUCGAAGUGGGACCCUAUGGUUGCAUCCUGCUCACCUUGUCUGCCAUGCUGUCCAGAUCGCUGGAGCUUGUCCGCCAGGACUUUGAUGUGCCCACCAGCCAUCUGAUUGGAGCUCACGGAUACUGCACACAGGAACUCGUCAAUCUUCUCCUGACCGGGAGAGCCGUGUCCAAUGUUUUCAAUGAUGUAGUGGAGCUAGACUCAGGCGAUGGGAACACCACACUUCUCCGAGGCAUCGAGGCACGCAGCGACAUUGGUUUCUUAUCUCUCUUUGAACACUACAAUGUUUGCCAGGUGUGCUGCUUUAUGGACCAUGUGAUGGACCUCUUCCUGACCCCAUACCUGAGUGACACCCCCAGUUCAUGGAAUGCAGAUGUGUGGGGUCUAACCGCCUGGAGAGGAAAGGGGACAGUUCCUUUCUGAUUGUGUUGCUGUCAGGAGUAAAGCAGCAAUUUGACCCUGUGGCCAACGAGAAGCCCUGAGAGCCUGGGGGCUCUAAUCGUCUCCAGCCUGACAGUCCAUGGCCUGAACAGGAUGAGCUUGGCCAGUUUCAUAGACUCCAGGCUAACCAUGGUCCCUGAUGUCUUCCUAUGGUCCAGGCUUCCUGUGAAAAGAAUAAAAUAUUACGAUUUGGUCAGUAGAGGGCAAAUGAUGGGGAAAAUCGUCAAGACAAGACCACCUUUCACGCAGAAUGAAGUUACUGUUGGAGAAACUUGGGGCCAAUGCUGUUUUCUCAUAGAUUCCUUGAAUCGACACGGCCCUUUUUGCUGGCCAAACUGGGGAGUACUGUCCCCUGUGGAGAGCGGGUACUUUCUUGUGUUGUCCCGUGGCAGGUCCACUACAGAUGGGAUUCUAGUUCCCACCUUCUCUUUCUCUCAAGAAGUCCUCAAGGCUGGGUCUUGACCUCUUCUCCCCUAACGACCAUGUAGGGCCUGGCAGCCUUCUCCCUCUUGACACCACCUCCCCUCCCUUCUGUCCCUAGGUUUCAAAUUAAUGGAGAGAGGUUUGUUUACUCAAUAUAAAAUAUUACAGGAGACCUAGGCUUGUGAUAUGUGCCUGUAAUUCCAGCACUCAGGAGGAUCUAGAAGCUAAGGCUAGCCUGGGGUACACGUGGAGACCCUGUCUCACAGCAACAACAACAUAUAAACAACUACCCCCCAAAACCAAAAGCUGAAAAAUUAACCCAAACAACAAAACUACAAGAGAGUCAUAGCAAUUGGUUGUUCAUUGAUAAAAAUCUAGAAGUCUACCAGUCAUUUGGCAAAUAAAUACAUGAAAAAUCGCUCACAUCACACUCUAGCAAUCAAGACAUGCGAAUGCAUUAGCCUCACAGUUUGUUUAUCAGGUCCACAAGAAUGAGACGUAAAAGGUGCAAGAAAUGACGGAAGGAGGCUUGACCUGCUACAGCAAAUUAAAAGACCUCAAAUCCUUGACCUCAAAACGCUGGCUCUGGAAGCUAUUCUCCUGAGAUAUACUACAUCCUCUAGCAUGAUUCUAAAGCUGCCCAUUUGCAUGUUCAGAAACAGGUCAUGGCUAAGGCCAUUCUUACUGACUUAUACUUUGUCAAAACUCAUAGUAUAUAUUGUCGAAUUGGAGAAAUCUGAACGGCAUAAGAUCUCAGGAGCUAGGAAUGUGGCAGGGUAUUAUUAUUAUUUUUUUUACCACAAUCGCCCGAGUUUAUUCUUCAACACUAAAAGUAAGUUUAAAAGUUCAGAAUGAUAAAAAACAAAUGAAAGCAGCUUGUGAAGGUACAGCGUGGCCCCCAAGAGAGGGCACGCCCAGCUCCCUGAGACCCCUAAGGAAGUUUCUCUGGAAAAUGGUCUGCUCGUGGAAAAGGCUUGUGAAUGAGUCCACUCAUUUGUAAGCCCUCUGGGCAGUGUUUUGCUCUUAAUCUUUUGACUGUUGUUUAUAAAUGGCAAGCUGCCCUCUGCCCCUCAUUUGGAAAAUUCAGGAGCUGAUGGUGCCCAGGCCUGCCCAUGGCUGGCUUGAGGCUCCUUCCCUGCCUGUUGUGAGUGAAUCCAGUCCCCGGCCGUGCCUCCGACGAACAGCCUCUUUGGAGCACAGAAGGGAAGCUAAGUUGGGUUAUGCAGUAGUCAGGCAUGCCCAAAUGCGAGCAAGCCUGUGGGCCAUUUGGGUGACACACAGCUGAGCAGAGAGUGUUAGGCUGAGUGUCACACAGGGCUGCCUGAGCGAAGAGGGUCUUUAUUUUAGUUAAGAAAGCAGCUAGCCCUUGUCAGCGUGGUCUUCCUGUGCUCCACUUUCAUAGGAAAGUCCUUCAUGGAGGACUUCCCGAAUGCAGCCCUUCUGUCCCAGGUACCUUCAGCAUUACCUCUGAGGUGGGAGCUGCCUCACGAUUCUGUGGUGGGUCCUAGAGCAAGUAUGCCCUUCUCCACAUUGGAAAAAUAGCUUCCAUUCUUUCCUUAAUCCACAACGGAGGCUGUAAACACCUGAGCAGCAAAUAUCUCAUCUCCUGGGGGAGGCUGUGGAUUAGGCAGGACCAGCUCAACAUAGCUGAAUAGCCUAGCAUGGGCCAGCGAGGUGCUGCCUGGGGCACACAUAGAAGAGUGGGUAGUGGGUAGCCUGUACAAGGGGUCAGCAAUAGGAUAUCUUUUUGGAGGAGGUCUUGUGCCACUGUGCUGGGGGGGGUCUCUGGUUUGUUACCACACAUCCUUAGCCAGCCAUGAGAGUCCCUGGCUGGGGACUUGUAGAGAGACUUUUUGCUCUGUGUUCCAGAGCUGCCCUGGCCUCCUCCUCCAGACUCCUUCACCAAACAGCCCACUGCACCCUGAAUUUCUCAGACGUACAACCCGACACCAUAAACUGCUCACUCAUACCCUCUUGCCUGGCUCCCCAGAGCUCCCAGUCCUGCCUGUCUUCAAUGCAUAGUUCUGGGUGAAGUCCACUGUUAGUCCUGAGGGCCUUCAUUUUUUAAUCAUUUGUUUACACAUUGGGGAGGCUCUUGGUAGGGGUGCAUAUGUUGGUGUCUCCAGGGAAAAGACGGACUAUGGUGCUGGGGUUGAGGCACUGGUUGCUCAGUGACAUGCCCCUGGGAACCAGAAGGAUACAGGGAUGUACCAACUGGGGUGGUACAGCUCUCCCGAGGAAGGACACAGAAUGGGAAGGCCCAGGGAUAGGGGACCAGAGUGACAGUGAGAAGUGCAGCAAGAAUCAGGAGGUCAUGGCUGAGCCACACACAAGUGAGGUAUGGGAGAGACUGGAGGAGAGGAGUGGGUUAGAGGACGGUGGGCGGUGGCGUGGACGCCACCUGGAACCGAUGCUGCGUGUGAAUUCCCUGUAAUCCUUGUGAGGGGAGCCAGCUCUAGAAGGUGUGUCUGGGCAGCAGGCAGGAUUUCUAACACCACACCAAGGGUUUCUGGGAAGUCAGCCUCACCUCAACCAGUCAGCACAGUGCAUCAGGUCUUCCCCUCCUUCAGGUUGGCUGCUUUCUGAAGACUCCGAGGUUCCCCAUCUGGGUGGUGUGCAGCGAGAGCCACUUCAGCACCCUCUUCAGCCUACAGCCAGAACUCCUGUCCGACUGGAGGGCGGAGCGGCUCUUUGACUUGUAUUACUACGAU
Molecule: messenger RNA, 6157 nt
Organism: Alexandromys fortis (reed vole)
Lineage: Eukaryota; Metazoa; Chordata; Mammalia; Rodentia; Cricetidae
Gene: Mindy4
Product: MINDY lysine 48 deubiquitinase 4
Exons: 16
Coding region: 600-3005 (801 amino acids)
Biological process (GO): protein K48-linked deubiquitination
Molecular function (GO): K48-linked deubiquitinase activity; cysteine-type deubiquitinase activity
Source: RefSeq, a predicted model, not a curated record